AGCCCGCCACCGCGUUAUCAUAUCUAUGUUAUCAGUUAUCACAUUGACGUUAGCAUAAUCUUUAAAUGUUUUCGCACGCAUGGCAUUCGAGAAUUAUUACAAAAAUGUUUACCGUUUGUAAACGUAAACAACUUUAACGAACAUGUAGCUUCCUGCAUAGCAUACAUUAAUAUUAAAACACACACACACACAUAAAGGCACAUUCCUUUGUAAACAUCAUCAGCGUUAACAGACCUGUAGCUGCAUGCAUUACCACGAUAACUCUGUAGGGACUAUUCGAUGUCCCCCCACCAAUUAAUAUUUAAUAUAAUCGUCUAAGAACACAGUUACACUUCAUAAAAUCAGUCGCUCUUCAUCAUUCCAAGUGUCUACAUCGCUCCGAGUGUCUACUCCGCCCGUGUGCUCGUCUCGUAUUCAACGUUUAAAUCAUAAUUAUUUUUCAGUGUUUAAAAUUAAAAUGGCUGGUCCAAUCGAAAAUAUGGCAGAUAUUUACAAGAAAACUUUUAAAUAUACUCCACCGUCACCACCACCCAAGCUCAUCGAUUGCAGUAAUCUAACCAUCGACUUCACAGCUCGUAAAUUUUUAAACAUUGGGUUAGAUCCUACCGAUGAAUUCAAAACCGUGAUUCAUAUUAUAACAUCUUCGCGGUAUGUAAAUAUUCCUAUCGAUUUUCUACAAAGUAUAUUCAGACUUAUGGGGAACAUUCUAUCAUUCAUACUCGAUCGUCCAGAAAAAUACAAACGAAAUUUAUUUUUGGAUAACGACGUAAUUUCAAUGUCUAGUAUGACAUAUCACUCGGAGAACACACUUGUUUUAGAAUCAAAAAUUCAAGACGGAUGUCGUGUUCUGUUAAAUCGAACGGAUCUUUUGACCUUACAAGAUUUAGAAUACACCAUUUUUGAGAUUAUCAAUAGAAAAUCUAUUAUAAUUAAACCGAUUGUAAUACACCAAAUUGAUCUAAUCGCUUCAUUCUUAAAAUCAAACGUAGCGUUAGAAAAUUCUAAGACUGAUAUGAGAACUCAUGUGAGGAACAUCGAUAAUAAUUAUCUUUCAAUACAUGUUAUUGGCGAGAACGACUACAUUUUCACAAAUCAACUAAAAUUAUAUGCAACUGAUUCGAUCGUUCAAAAAUGGAUGGAGAAAAUAAAAAAAUAUGAGGGAUACAAUGACGAGUGUUCCAUAGCUUUUUCACCACAAUCGUACUUCAGUUCAUAUCCGCAGGGAAAUCCAGCACAAGAGAGCCACCUCGAAAACAUUCAGGAAGGACGUUCGGAAAACGAUGGGCCAUUUGGACCACAAUAUAAUUAAUUUUUCUGUAUUAUUAUUUUUCUUAUUGUGUAAAAUAAAAACAAGCGU
Messenger RNA from Metopolophium dirhodum (rose-grain aphid), 1357 nucleotides. RefSeq lists its product as uncharacterized. The record is from RefSeq and is a predicted model, not a curated record. Lineage: Eukaryota; Metazoa; Arthropoda; Insecta; Hemiptera; Aphididae. The transcript is spliced from 3 exons. Bases 458 to 1309 code for a protein of 283 amino acids.